Messenger RNA from Cryptomeria japonica (Japanese cedar), 1665 nucleotides. RefSeq names its product probable xyloglucan endotransglucosylase/hydrolase protein 7. The coding region runs from base 377 to 1297 and encodes 306 amino acids. Gene Ontology annotation, molecular function: xyloglucan:xyloglucosyl transferase activity; hydrolase activity, hydrolyzing O-glycosyl compounds. The transcript is spliced from 4 exons. The record is from RefSeq and is a predicted model, not a curated record. Lineage: Eukaryota; Viridiplantae; Streptophyta; Pinopsida; Cupressales; Cupressaceae. Gene Ontology annotation, cellular component: apoplast; cell wall. Gene Ontology annotation, biological process: xyloglucan metabolic process; cell wall biogenesis.
GAUUGAACGCCAUGGGCGUCACAAUGUAGGACAGAAUUGCCACCAUGGCUUCAGCCUCCUUCACUCCUGCCCUUAGUUUAUCAUUAAUACAACCAAAAGCCUCAAGUCACUGACAUGGAAUAGAAAUUACAGUCCAUAAUCCCACCAAUUGUUUUUGUCUGCAUUUCGGCCGGAGAAAAUUUAGGAAUCUUGGCAUGGCAAUUGUGGGCCAGUGUUUUUCUAGGGCUGGGUAUGAUAAUUGCAAGAAUCGGCCAAAGUAUGUCAUCAUAAUAGCUGUGAUGAUUUAGAUCGAUGUCUCUGGUAAUAAUUAUAGGGCCACUUGGAAUAAUUUGGAGCUUCAAUUACCUAUAUAAAAGGAGGAUUGGAGCCUCAUAGAAUGUAUAUAUUUGCUUCUGCUGAAUUUUGUAUUGCAGUAGGAGAAGUUGUAAUGGGGAGAGACAAAAGUUUGUUUUUGCUUACUGUUUUAAAUGGGUUUCUAGUGUUGUAUGUCUUGGCAUCCCCUGCAGUCUUUUGGGAAGACUUUCGCAUAACAUGGGGAGAUGACCACAUCAAGCAAACCAGUGGGCUAGAUGGCAAUGCCAUUCAGCUUCGUUUGGACCAAAUCUCAGGCUCAGGAUUUGCUUCAAAGAAAAAGUAUCUUUUUGGUCGAAUAAGCAUGAAAAUUAAACUUGUUCCGGGUGAUUCUGCUGGAACAGUAACUGCUUUUUAUAUGAAUUCAGACACAGACAACGCAAGGGAUGAAGUGGACUUUGAGUUUUUGGGGAACAGAUCAGGACAGCCAUAUACAGUCCAAACAAAUGUUUUUGCCCAUGGCAAGGGUGACAGAGAACAGAGAGUAAACCUCUGGUUUGAUCCUUCUGCAGAAUUCCACACCUACUCUAUUCUAUGGAACCAUUAUCAUAUAGUAUUCUCAGUAGAUAAUAUACCAAUCAGAGUAUAUAAAAACAAUGAGGCAAAAGGGAUUCUUUAUCCAAAGUCUCAGCCGAUGGGAAUAUAUUCUACUCUGUGGAAUGCAGAUAACUGGGCUACAAGAGGAGGGCUAGAGAAGAUAGACUGGAGUAAAGCACCAUUCAAUGCUUAUUACACAGAGUUUGAUAUAGAAGCAUGUUCAAUUCCUGGAGGGGCUAGCUGUCCCUCUAACACCACCAAUUGGUGGGAAGGUUUGAACUACAGGAAUCUCAGUCCAGUACAGGCCAGAAACUACAGGUGGGUAAGGCUGAAUCACAUGGUAUAUGACUACUGUACAGACAAAUCCAGAUACCCAGUUCCCCCACUGGAGUGUUUGGCUGGCAUAUGAACUGUUUUAAAACACCAUGCCUUGAAAGAACAAGUUCAGGGGACUCUGGGUAUUAUCACAUGUAUGGAGGAUAUGUAUGAUAAAAAUAGAUAAUGUAAUCUGUAGCUGUACAUACUAUGUAAUAAGGAGGAAAUCCCAAGUCUCAACAGCAAGAAGAGAUUCAAAGUUAUAUGUAAAAAUAUAAAAAGAUUCGAGCAAAAUCAAUGAGGGGAUCCCUUAGUAUCGGCCUUCUAGUUUGAAGGGUCAUCAAAGUUUGGUAGGUAAUCAAACCCAAUUCAGUUUAUAAAGAAAAGACAGUUUAUGUAAUUGAUCGGUACUUUUGAAUCCUAAACGUGUUUAAUAGUAAUUAUUUCAUUUAUUAGUAUUUA